AUGGAGUUCAAGUUUAGUAUAAAGAAUGUGGCCACCGAAGAAGUGAUGAAGAUAGACAACACGCUAACCGCUUUCGGACACGAGCAAAAUGACGACUUGAAAGACAAAAUGAAAUUGAUCAUCGAUGAGAUGGGUAAAGCUUCGGCUGUUGCUCAAGAAUUGAAGUUGCCUGUCACCAGCGCCGAUAAACUGGCCAAUUCUGAUCAUAUUCUCUACUUGAUGACAGAACACGAUAAACCAGAACAUUUCAGUGUUGUUGGGAUUUUGAAGAUGGGAUGGAAAAAAUUAUACCUGUAUAACAAAGCUGGCUCGCGAUCAGAAGCGAUGGUUUACUGUUUAUUAGAUUUCUACAUACAUGAGUCAAAACAGCGUAAAGGUUAUGGAAAACGUUUGAUCGAAUGCAUGUUACAGGAUAUAAAUUUAGAUGCCAAACAUUUAGCUAUUGACAAGCCAACUAAAAAAUUAUUGCAAUUUAUGUGGAAGCAUUUUCAAUUAUCUAAAUUGGUAAAUCAAGGAAAUAAUUUUGUAAUAUAUGAGGAAUUUUUUGAUGAUGCGUCUGACGAUAAGAAUCAUGAUAAUAGUGGACAUAGAGCCGUUGCAUAUAAACGGCAGCCAAUGUUUGGACGGCAUGGUGCCCAUAAGCAUCAUGAUACAAUGGGCGAGAUAGUACAAGGUGACGGCGAUGCAGCAUUUGUGAAGUUCAAGUACAACCAUGACACUGACUUUGUUGAUAAUCAAUUCAAGGAAGUCAAUCCACAUCCUGAAAAUAAAGGUGCAUUUAAAACUGACCAGGAUGGAAACUCUGUGAAACGAGACCUUAAGUUUCAUCACAACUCUUUGUGGUAACCAAAACUAACAAUGUAUCCAAACAAUUGUACUAUUCCAAUCCACAUGCACAUGCAGAAGUAUAAUUGUAUAGAUAUUUUUGCUUAACAGCUUAACCCAAAUGCAACUUUCAAAAUAUACUUUUAUAUUAUAUGCUGUACUUAAAUAAUAUUCCUUAGUAUUUUU
Rhopalosiphum maidis (corn leaf aphid) is the source of this 1011-nucleotide messenger RNA. Its product is annotated as alpha-tubulin N-acetyltransferase 1-like. Gene Ontology annotation, molecular function: tubulin N-acetyltransferase activity. NCBI's taxonomy places the organism in Eukaryota, Metazoa, Arthropoda, Insecta, Hemiptera, Aphididae. Bases 1 to 846 code for a protein of 281 amino acids. Gene Ontology annotation, cellular component: microtubule. The record is from RefSeq and is a predicted model, not a curated record. Gene Ontology annotation, biological process: alpha-tubulin acetylation. The transcript is spliced from 8 exons.